Cyclocybe aegerita is the source of this 1002-nucleotide messenger RNA. The record is from the annotation of a GenBank genome assembly. Lineage: Eukaryota; Fungi; Basidiomycota; Agaricomycetes; Agaricales; Hemipholiotaceae.
AUGGAGGUGGACGAGCGCGUCCACACCUUAACUGAGAGCUUUGAGCCCUUUGCACCUGAAGCUCGCCCAGGUGAUCGGUUACUGGACCGCUAUGCGGACUGUCUCCAUUUUGACGAGCGUGAUCCUACCCAGGAUAGGCGCUCAUAUCUCGACCAGCUCAUCGCGAAGGCAAGGGCUGACCCCUUAACAGUACUGGCUGCAACUGAUGGCUCCAUCCCUCAGUCCAAUCAGUAUCAGGCGGCUUCGGCUGCCAUCAUCUACAAGGGACAUCGUGAGCUCAAAAGGACUCGUUAUGUCUCUGGCAGAGUUACCGCCCCAGAUGCGGAACUCAAUGCCAUUGCGUGUGCAGUGCACCUUGCUGUCAAGCAGGCAAACUGCCAACAUAUUAUGGUCUUUACUGACUCUAUGGGCUUGGCCCACAGAGCGGUGGACCCUUCCGUGCACUCUGGUCAGGCUUUUAGCCUGUCAGUUUGUCGCGCUCUCCAAGAGUGGUUCGAGGUGGACAAUCUCCACCGCAUCACCUUCGUCUACAUCCCCUCUGCUUUGCGGUGGGAUAUCCAUGGUGAGGCACACAAGUACGUCACCGAACUCAAAGUCAGGGUUGGAUUCCUGGACUCGUGGAGUUCCACUUUCCAGGAUCCAACUUACCAAGGCUCUGAAUUCUUAGAGCUUCAACAGCCUGACGGGCAGCCGCUACAGCCAUUGUACCUCAAUGGGGGACCUUGGCUUUCAACAUUCGGACACAGUAUCACUGAGUUUGCUCGUGUUUGCCAGUGUAUAACUGGCCACGUGCCCAUUGGAGCGUAUUACCGUCGCUUCAAGAUGAAUGAGCCUCACAGCUGCACUUGCGGGGCUGCUUUGCAGUCUCGUCAGCAUGUUCUCUUUCGCUGCCGCGAUAGAUACUCUGUACAUUAUCCUCGUUUUCUCGGGGAUAUUGCAUCGUUUAUGAAGUACAACUCUACGGCGUUUGGCUUCAACCGGGACCCUUCGGGUGUCAGGUAA